Molecule: messenger RNA, 1834 nt
Organism: Mycetomoellerius zeteki
Lineage: Eukaryota; Metazoa; Arthropoda; Insecta; Hymenoptera; Formicidae
Product: synaptic vesicle 2-related protein
Exons: 10
Coding region: 304-1761 (485 amino acids)
Biological process (GO): transmembrane transport
Cellular component (GO): membrane
Molecular function (GO): transmembrane transporter activity
Source: RefSeq, a predicted model, not a curated record
CAAUAUUUUUCUUUAUUGAUCUCGUAUUAUAAUUAUAAUAAUUAAAACAUAUAGGCGAUAAUUAUCGCGUUCGAAAACAUCAUCCUUCGAGUAUCAUUUUACUCUUGUUUAAUAUUCGGUGAACAACAUCUCGGAGGCACUCGGAUAGUGUUUUCGAGCGCAGCCUAAAUAUAAAGAUCUGCGAGAGUCGAACCGAUAAAUUGCAGAGAACUUCAUUUUACGUUCGACAUUUGAUUUAAUAACCUAUUCUUCGACGAAUUUUUUAUUGUAUUUUUUUAUUGUGAUAAGAUAGGUACUAUCUUCAUGAGUGACGAUUGCGAAACUGCAAUAACUGAAACAGGAUGGGGUAUCUGGCAUUACUUUAUCAUCACUUUGUGCGGUUUACUGUCACUUGCGGAAGCAAGCACUUCUCUGACUGUUCCCAUUGUGGCACCGUUGAUAGCGUGCGAUUUAAAGCUCAACAAAGAUAACGCCAUAAUGCCCAUCGCUACUUCCAAUUUUGGAAUGGCAGUAGGUGCUUUUCUGUUUGGAACUAUAUCAGACGUUGCAGGCCGUAAAAAAUUGAUCCCAAUUACUAUGAGCAUCGUGUUUUGCGCCUCAGCUUCUCUUUCCUUCGCUCAAGUCAAUUUUUUUAUAAAUUUGUCAGUGUUUAUGUUAGGAAUGGGAGUAGCUGGAAAUAAUAUCGUUCUGAGAAUUUAUCUCAUCGAAUGUCUACCGAUGAGAAAGAGAGGGACUUGUUUAGCAGUAAUCGACAUGUUUUGGAUAGUCGGCUAUUUAUCAGCCAUAGGCAUUUCCUGGUCCAUGAUGCCGUCCAUCAUACGUAUGCUGGACAAGCAAUUCCGGCCGAGUUCCUGGCGAGUAUUCGCUAUUGUUUGCGGUACGCCGAGCCUGGUGAUCGCCUGCACCUCAGGUCUCCUACCACCAAGUCCUCGGUAUUUGUUACUUCGUCGACGGCCGAGACAAGCACUCGCGGUGCUCCAACAGAUGUACGCCAUCAAUAAUUUGAAGCAUGCCGAUACCUACCCGAUUAGGGAUUUAGAAAGCUGCGUGCGUCCAGACGACGAGGAUGAAGCUGGCAGUAUUCAAAGAUACUUCACGAAAACCUGGGAACGGAUCCACAGAGUGCACAAGCCUCCGUACAAGCGUGUGACAUUGUGCGGAAUAUUAGCGUGUCUUCUGCAUUUUCCCGGAUUCGUUUGGCUCGCUUUGUGGAACACGCACGUUCUCCAGGAAAUGGAAGAGCACUAUAUCGUAAGCGGCACGUGUAACAUCGACGUCCAGAACAUGGUAUUGGAUUUUUUGCGAAGCUGUGAUAAGGUGAACGAAACUCGUUUCGAACUGUUGUUGCUGGUAUCACUAGGCUACGUGUUAGGAGAGACGUUGCUCAUCGUUGGAAUCGAUGUCGUUGGCAGACGACCGUAUUUAAUAUUUUCGGGACUGGCGGGUGGGCUGGCCUCGCUCAUGCUUAUUUUUCGGUUGCACCACGCGAUUCGUGUAACUCUGUCGUCGAUUUUCCUGGCCGCUUACGCUAUCGGACGCACGACGACGUGCGUUUUGCUGCUGGAAAAUUAUCCCACCGCUCUGAGAGGCACAGUGAUGGGCCUGACGAAGAUACUUCCCUACUUGAUGCUUUUCGCGUUGCAACUCUUUAUGAGAACGACCUGUCUUCUAAGUAUAAUCGUCGCGUCGGUCAGCCUAAUAGGUGCGGCGAUCGCGAUGCUAUUAGUGCCCGAUUUAACCAGAUUACCGAUGAAGGAAUAAUUCGUACUUCCAGAAAUGUAUAAGAGAAGAAUUUCUACAAAUAAAGCGACUGUAUUUUUUCUGGAAUAAAAUU